Penicillium subrubescens is the source of this 891-nucleotide messenger RNA. RefSeq lists its product as uncharacterized. The record is from RefSeq and is a predicted model, not a curated record. NCBI's taxonomy places the organism in Eukaryota, Fungi, Ascomycota, Eurotiomycetes, Eurotiales, Aspergillaceae. The coding region runs from base 1 to 891 and encodes 296 amino acids. The transcript is spliced from 3 exons.
AUGGACGACACUCCCACAGUUGAAGUUUCCGGCACCCCUAAGCCCGACCCCCAAAACACCGCAAACAACGCUUCCAACGAGGUCGAAAUGGGCGGCACUCAGGAGACACCAAACCCUCAGUCCAAACCGACGGAGAAGUCUGAGCAAACUGCCACAGCUACGGAGGACAUCAUUCUGAUUGAUGCGCAAAAUGAACCUGAACCUCCCACUCCAGCAAAGAAGAGCGGGGGCUUCAAGUUCCUCGACUUCCUUACCGCCCCGAUUGUCGAGAUCUACGUUGGACAAGGCGAGAAGCAGACCAAAAUGACUGCUCACCAGACUCUCCUCCUGGAUUCUCCAUUCCUGUCCGAAUUUGUCGAUAAGUUAGAUUCAUCAAGUGAACGCCGCAUCGAUCUCCCAGACGAAGACGUCGAGGCCUUUGGAUGCUUCCUGCAAUUCGGAUACACGCGCGACUACACAUUUUCAGAACCAGACACACCGGCCUCAUCUGAGGAACCCGAGGGGGCGACCGAUAAGUCUGGGGAAGAAUUGCUCCGACACGCGCGCAUCUACACAUUGGCCGAGAAGCUCGGUCUACCAGCGCUGAAGAGCCUGGCCCACACCAAGAUCCACCGUGUCGACAGUACUCCUCGCGGCGAGCUGUCAUACGCCCGAUAUGUCUACACACACACCUCGCGCGAGGAUACCACUAUCCGCAGGCCUGUCGCCUCAUACUGGGCCGCUCGGGGCCAUUUGCUGCGUCAUGACGUUCAGGAGGCCUGGGAAAGCAUAUGUCUAGAGGUCCCUGAGUUCACGACCGAUGUGCUGAGAAUCCUCAUGGACUGGAAGGAGAAGGCUGGGCCCGAGCAGGCGGAGUCAACCCCAAGAGUACGGAAGCGCCUACGCGCGUGA